Molecule: messenger RNA, 2873 nt
Organism: Rhinolophus ferrumequinum (greater horseshoe bat)
Lineage: Eukaryota; Metazoa; Chordata; Mammalia; Chiroptera; Rhinolophidae
Gene: OVOL1
Product: ovo like transcriptional repressor 1
Exons: 4
Coding region: 350-1153 (267 amino acids)
Biological process (GO): regulation of transcription by RNA polymerase II; epidermal cell differentiation
Cellular component (GO): nucleus
Molecular function (GO): RNA polymerase II cis-regulatory region sequence-specific DNA binding; DNA-binding transcription factor activity, RNA polymerase II-specific
Source: RefSeq, a predicted model, not a curated record
GCCAAUAAAGCGUGAACCCGUCCGUCCGGCUCGCACUUUAAGACUUCCCGAGCGGCCGUGGGGGCCGCCAGUCGAGACGGGAGACGCUUACCUACCGCUUCCCUCUCGCCCGGUGCACCUGGCUGCAGGGGACCUCGUUCGGAGGGAGGACGGCGACAGCUCAGCGGAGUUGGAAAGGGUGCGCGCGCCGUCCCGGGCACGGUCUCUCGGAGGAAAGCGGGGACGCUUUGGCGACUCCUUCUCUGACCUGCCUCCUCCCCCCGGCUGCCUCCAGCCCGGCCCGGGAAAGGUGGGACGGCGCCACCUUUGGUUAAGGAAGCAGACGGUACCGGGCGAGUAGGAUUCGAAAAUGCCCCGCGCAUUUCUGGUGAAGAAGCCGUGCGUCUCCACGUGCAAGAGAAACUGGAGCGAGCUCCCCGACGAGGAGCGCGGCGAGAUCUACGUGCCAGUCAGCCUGGGCUUCUACCCACCACAGCGCUACCUGGAGCCAGAGCCGUCGGUGGCUGAACCCCCUUCUUGCCCCCUGGCUUUGGACAUGAGCCUUCGGGACUCCAGCUAUAGUGUGGCCUCCGGGCCCUGCGUGGUGGCCCAGCUGCCCUCUGAAGACAUGGGCCACUUGACAGACCCUCAGAGCAGAGACCACAGCUUCCUGCGCCCCAAGAUUAAGGUGACCCUGGGGGACAGUCCCAGUGGAGACCUCUUUACCUGCCACAUCUGCCAGAAGGCCUUCACCUACCAGCGCAUGCUGAAUCGUCACAUGAAGUGUCACAACGACGUCAAGAGACACCUCUGCACCUACUGUGGGAAGGGUUUCAAUGACACCUUCGACCUGAAGAGACAUGUCCGCACCCACACUGGCGUGCGGCCCUACAAAUGCAGCCUGUGUGACAAGGCCUUCACGCAGCGCUGCUCUCUCGAGUCUCAUCUCAAGAAGAUACACGGCGUGCAGCAGAAGUAUGCGUACAAGGAGCGGCGGGCCAAGCUGUACGUGUGCGAGGAGUGUGGCUGCACGUCCGAGAGCCAGGAGGGCCACGUCUUGCACCUGAAGGAACAUCACCCCGACAGCCCGCUGCUGCGCAAGACCUCCAAGAAGGUGGCCGUGGCCCUGCAGAACACCGUCACCUCCCUGCUGCAGGGCAACCACCACCUCUGAGUGGCAGCGCUCCAGCCGAGCGCGACCACCCUGCCACCUGGCCAGCCCACUCACCUGCAGCCUCUUGCUGGAACACUGGUGAUCAGGACCGGCGCCCCCGGGCGCCCAUGCUCACUCAGGCCCCAAACUGACCUCUGCUCACAUUUGCACUUUUGUACGAUGGGCGGAGGCCGUUCCGAGCCUGCGCAAACGUGCGGAAGUCCUGGGCAGGGGGCAGGCCAGGACUGCCUGCGAUUUGAAGCAGCACACCCACAGAGACAGGACUUCCUUCCCAGGGGGGUUUCAUGGGGUGAGCCUGUCACCUUCCGCCUUGAGCACAGGGGCAGGGCCUGACGAUGGACAGAAGAGCCAGGAGCGCUGGCACAGAGCACCCUGCAACAUGGUGGCAGAGGAGCUGGCAGCAGCCCACCUGGCAGUGCUUCCAACGCUCAGGGCUAAGGGGGCUCUGCCCUCCCACAGGGAGAGGCAUACGGGUGCACAGCUGCAGACCUGUGUGGGCACCACACGGCAGGCCUUUCCACGUAUCACCUCACUUUUAAGAAAUCAACUACAAGGUGCCAAGGAGGUUUUAUUUCCUUUUUUUAAAGAUGACAAAUGUAUAGAUAUUAAUAUAUUUUUGGUGCCGAUGGCGACUAUUUUUAAGAGAGGAUGGAGCUGGCUUAUCUCCCUCCCCAUGUGGAUCUAUUUAUCCUGGACAUUUCACACUUCCUCUGGGCCUUGGCUCUGGGGUGGCUGCUCCGACACACCCCGUCCUUCGUACCUCCUGAGAUAUUUAACCUAAGCCUGCCUGGAGGAUGCACUGCCCUUUCUGUUCUUCCCCUUCUGCUGGGAUAGCUCAUCACACCUUCUGCUCUUCUCUCCCACAUCCUUUCGAGGCAAGCCUCUGGGUUACCGAGGGCAUGUUUGUCUCCUGAUACAGACCUUUUGUGUAACAACUCACCGUUCUGGAGGUCGAGGGCUUGUUCAACUACAGCUUUAGGGGUGGUGAAUCUUUGAGAGGCUCAGAGGCUAUGGCCUGAAGUACUGAGAGGAACACCGGGUGAGGCUGCAAGAUCUGUUCUUUUUCUGGUUGAGUCAAAAACCCGAAGUCAGCAGCAAUCAAUUGGGACAGAAUAAUAACCCCACACAUCAGAAACCUGUAGAGAGAAGACAGUAUUAGACAAUCAAUAAGUUAUAUUUGUAGCCUCUGUGGACUGUUUUCCAAAUGGCAAAGCUGGGUCUCAGGCACCUAAGGCGCUCCUUAGAGUCACCAUCUUUGGGCUGGUUGGUUCCAUCCUAGGGACUCGGCCAGGCUCUCUUGGCUUGGCUGGGUUUCCUGCUAAUAACAGGAAAGGGGUGUGGGUUAAAGGGGACAGACAGGCCCGGGUUGGAGCCAGGCUGCUGAAGAAUGAGAAGGCAAACUCAAAAGAGGUCCACAGAACACAGCGGCGGGCCGCCCGGGAAGAGCGGCGUGGGCACAGCCACCGGCGAAAGGGCAUGAGCCUCUCAGAUUUCUCUCCGAAUGCAGAUAAUAGUUUUGGAAGACUUGUUUUACUUUACCUUAGAGUGUGUGGGAGCUGCUGUAUUCUGGAAGUUAUCUAGCAUAAAAUAACAGUAUCUGGAAGCUCUGUUUACAUUCCUGUAUCCCUGUGUUUGUUGUUAAUCUGAGGAAGUCACAAGGCUCUGUGUUAUCUAUUUUAUUUUAUAACUUUCCCCCCAACUAUUAAAAUCAAAGAAACUA